Messenger RNA from Rhagoletis zephyria (snowberry fruit fly), 468 nucleotides. RefSeq lists its product as uncharacterized. NCBI's taxonomy places the organism in Eukaryota, Metazoa, Arthropoda, Insecta, Diptera, Tephritidae. The record is from RefSeq and is a predicted model, not a curated record.
AUGAGGAAGAACGUAUUAAAUACGCUUCUCGCGCAAGAGACCGUGUCCGGUUGGAUACUGACUGGUCGCGCGGAGUCAGUCAGUCCAACCAACAAUAUCGUAUCGUAUUUUAAUGAAGUCUCGUUGGACAAGCAGCUAGCUGCAUUUUGGGAGCUGGAGGAUGUUGCAAAGAAAAAAGGCAUCAACGAAGAUGAUAAAUACUGCGAAGAGCUCUUCAAAGCAACUACGACACGAAAUACAGAUGGAAAAUACAUUGUGUCUCUACCUUUUAAACGGGAUUUUCCGAAAAAUGUGUGCUUAGGACCUUCGCUGAAAAGAGCAUGCCCUCAGUUCUACCGGAACGAGAUGCGACUAGUGAAAAAGCCUGUCCUUCAAACAGAGUACAACCGGGUUGUAUCUGAAUACGAGACACAAGCACAUAUGUCAAAAAUUAAUAAACACAUUUCACCAGAUUCAACGGACUGCUAA